AUGGUCGUCACAGCAGUCAUAACUGAAGAGUCUAAAUAUCUGCAUCUUAAAGCAGAAAAGCCUAUCCUCGACCUCCCACACGCCGAUAAAUCAACUGGACGCAUUGUCCCCAUCAACCACGCGGGAGGCAGUCAAGCAGACUUCGGCGCAGAAAUUUACGGGAUCAAUUUGAACAACUUUACAGAUGCAGACUUCGCGUUCAUUUCUGAUGCUCUGCACAAAUGGAAGUUGCUGGUAUUCAAAGAGCAACCACAGAUGCUGACACCACAGCAGCAAUAUUUGCUGACUGCAAACUUCGACCGCGAGGAGACUACCGGUGGCUUUGCGCACGGUCAUGACCCUUUCCUUACCCACCACAACGGCGUCGACUUCUAUGGUAUUCCCAAGCGUCCAGCGAUCCCAGUGCAGCCACAAGUUCAUAUCCUUGGUCGUGGGCCCGUUCCAGAAGGCCACUUCGGUUUCCCACCCGGCUUCGAAGUCCAGGGUAUUGACCACGAAGAGUUUCAUCUUCCACCGCACAUACCAGCGCAAGAACGCGAAGCUGGAGCUUCACGUUUCUACCAAUGGCACUUUGACGGGUCUUUGUACGACAUCCCUCCUCCACGUGUAGGCUGCCUUCUGGCUGUUCGUACUCCCAAGGGUCCAGAUGUGACUGUGCGAUGGGAGGAUGAAGCAGAGACUCAAAUGAAGAUGGCACCAGGAGCCACGGCAAUGGUCGCUGGUAGCCGUGCGCUGGCUCUACUGGACGAAGAGACCCAGAACAUCGCGAUGAAUAGCAGAAUCGAAUACGCACCACACGCUUUCGUGUGGAUGUCCAAAGCGCACAGCACCCGCCUUGGACAUUCCAUCGAGACUGAAGGACUUGAGAUGCCGCUGGACAAACUUCCCAAGUGGGACAAAAGUAAAGUGUGUACCUAUCCAAUGGUAUGGACAAAUCCGAAAACUGGUGAGAAGUCGCUGCAAGUUCAUGGUCAAGGUGCCUUUAAACUGUACCUCAAGAGUAGCCCAAAUGGGUCGGAAAGAGUUGUGGAGGACUUGAAAGAAGUCAGGGCGUUCCUUGAUAAGAUCAUGCGGCCGGCAUUGCAGCCUGAGAACAUCUAUGCUCAUCCGCAUAAGGAGCAGGAUGUCAUCCUCUGGUACAACCGGGCGCUAUGGCAUAGCAUUACCGAGUUUCCGAAGUCGUAUGGGCCGCGCGUGAUGCAUCAGUGCAACAUAGCGGCCAGUGAUCAUCCUUCGGGUUGA
Molecule: messenger RNA, 1242 nt
Organism: Alternaria postmessia
Lineage: Eukaryota; Fungi; Ascomycota; Dothideomycetes; Pleosporales; Pleosporaceae
Exons: 2
Coding region: 1-1242 (413 amino acids)
Molecular function (GO): oxidoreductase activity
Source: RefSeq, a predicted model, not a curated record